Messenger RNA from Colletotrichum karsti, 2991 nucleotides. Its product is annotated as gpi-anchor biosynthetic protein. Gene Ontology annotation, molecular function: mannose-ethanolamine phosphotransferase activity. Gene Ontology annotation, cellular component: endoplasmic reticulum membrane. NCBI's taxonomy places the organism in Eukaryota, Fungi, Ascomycota, Sordariomycetes, Glomerellales, Glomerellaceae. The record is from RefSeq and is a predicted model, not a curated record. Bases 1 to 2991 code for a protein of 996 amino acids. Gene Ontology annotation, biological process: GPI anchor biosynthetic process. The transcript is spliced from 6 exons.
AUGGCAGUCUUUUCGCGGGUCGGCUUCCUGGCCGUCGCACUCGUCUUCCACCUUGUGUACAUUUACUCCAUCUUCGACAUUUAUUUUGUCAGCCCAAUCGUCUCGGGGAUGCAACUUGUCCGGAUUGAACGCCCAGCUGGCGUCAAAAAUCCGGCUGACCGACUGGUCCUCUUCGUCGGAGACGGUUUGCGAGCAGACAAAGCUUUCCAGUCCUUUCCCGACCCCUACCCGAAGAACGAGGAAGACUUGGCUCCACGGCCCCUGGCCCCCUUUCUACGAUCCCGCGUCUUGGAGCACGGCACCUUCGGAGUAUCGCAUACGCGUGUGCCCACAGAAUCCCGUCCGGGCCAUGUUGCUCUCAUCGCCGGUCUUUAUGAGGAUGUUUCGGCCGUCGCGACUGGGUGGAAGCUGAAUCCUGUCGAUUUCGACAGCGUCUUCAACCGCAGUCGCCAUACCUGGAGUUGGGGCUCUCCCGAUAUCCUACCCAUGUUUGAGCAGGGUGCUGUGCCUGGCCGCGUGGACUCUUACACCUACGGCGCCGAGUUUGAGGAUUUCUCUUCGGACGCCUUGGACCUAGACUACUGGGUCUUCGAUCACGUCAAGGACCUCUUCGCGGAGGCAUCCAAAAAUGAGACCUUGAAUGCAGCUCUGCGUGAAGAUAAGGUCGUUUUCUUUCUCCAUCUUCUGGGGUUGGAUACCACGGGUCAUUCGUACCGACCGUACUCGAAGGAGUAUUUGAGAAACAUCCAAGUUGUAGACCAGGGCGUCAAGGAAAUCACGGAAAUCAUCGAGAAGUUCUACGCCGAUGACCGAACCGCUUUCGUUUUCACUGCGGACCACGGCAUGAGUGAUUGGGGCAGCCACGGCGAUGGCCAUCCGAACAAUACGCGAACUCCCCUCAUCGCCUGGGGUUCGGGGGUCGCACCGCCAGUGCUCUCAUCCGAUGCGAUCGCUCCUGGUCAUGACGAGUAUUCAUCGGACUGGCAUCUGGACCAUGUCAAGCGACACGACGUUGCUCAGGCUGAUGUUGCCGCAUUGAUGGCCUAUCUCGUCGGUGUCGAGUUUCCUGCCAAUUCUGUCGGCGAACUUCCUUUGUCGUACGUCUCUUCCAGCAUCAACGAAAAGGCAGAAGCGGCCCUUGUCAACGCUCGCGGAAUCCUGGAAAUGUACAGAGUCAAAGAAGAGCGUAAAAGAGCUACCGAAUUACGCUAUCGGCCAUUCCGUCCUCUGAGCGAGCUAAGUCCAGGUCGCCGGGUGACUGAUAUUCGCCGUUUGAUUGAGGCUGGCAACUACGAGGAGGCCAUUGAGGAGUCGGCUGCUCUGAUGAAAAUCGCCCUAGACGGUCUGAGAUACCUCCAGACUUAUGACUGGCUCUUCCUUCGCACACUCAUCACGGUAGGCUAUCUCGGCUGGAUGGCAUUCGCAAUGACCGGCGUCAUCGAUUUACAUGUAUUGCGGGGAAACCGCACUACUUCGCGAACAACACUGAGUACAACUGUGUUUGCAUCCAUUCUCACAGCGCUGUACGCAUCCUUCAUCAUCUCCCAUUCUCCAAUCAUGUACUACGCCUACGGCUUGUUCCCUGUGAUCUUCUGGGAGGAGGUCUGGGCUCGGCGUGAAUCCCUUGUGGAAGGGCGGAGAGUUCUCUUCGGGCAUAUCAAAACGGGAGGCCGUGCGGUUUCCUUCAUUCUCAACGUGGUCGCUUACGUCGGUGUCAUAGUCUCCCUGGCUCUAGGCUACAUCCACCGGGAGAUCCUUACCCUAAUCUAUGUCCUGGGAGCUUUCUGGCCCUUGACGACCGGGUUCAGCUUUGUCCAGAAGAAUGCAAUCAUCUCAGCCAUAUGGUUCGUCUCAUGCAUUGUCAUGGGCGCAUUCACUUUGCUUCCACCAGCUAUGAACAGCGAGGACGUUUCUCUCAUCGUAGCUGGUGGAAUCAUUAUGGCUGCCAUUGGACUUACCUAUCUGGUCUGGGAAGACCCUCUACUGGCGAAGUCAUCUUCGAGGGAGGGCCAGGCAACUAAACAAGCCAUGCCGAUUGCGAGGGCUCUGACUGGCAUCCAAGUUGGUCUUGUGCUUUUGGCGGUUUUCGUUACUCGAUCCAGCGCACUUUCUCUUCAGGCCAAAUCAGGUCUGCCUCGGGGCAACCAAGUAGUUGGCUGGGUUGUACUAGUUGCUUCACUCGUUAUGCCCCUGACUUUCCGGUUGCAACCCAACAACCAUUACCUGCAUCGCCUCAUGAGCAUGUUUCUCACGUGCGCUCCAACCUUCGUGAUCCUGACUGUCUCGUACGAAGGUCUGUUCUACGUGGCUUUCAGCAUCCUGCUGGUGGCCUGGGUUACUUUGGAACACCGGGUCUUUGCCUUCAAACAGACUGCGGGAGAACACCGACGUCCCGUUUCCAAUGGAAGCGCCGGCGAGGCCAAAAGAGAGCGACAACCAGCUUUCAGGGCCCUUACACUUUCAGAUGCCCGCGUGGCCUUGUUCUUCUUGGUCCUGCUACAGUCAGCCUUCUUCAGCACAGGCAAUGUUGCCACGGUAUCUUCCUUCAGCUUGGAGGCUGUUGCCCGUCUGAUCCCGAUUUUCGAUCCCUUUUCGCAGGGCAUUCUUCUCAUCCUCAAGCUCAUGAUUCCGUUUGCCCUCAUUUCGGCGAACCUCGGAAUUCUCAAUGUCAGACUAGGCGUUGCUCCUUCGUCUCUGUUCAUGAUUGUCAUGGCCAUUAGCGACGUGCUUACCCUGUACUUUUUCUGGGUGGUCAAGGAUGAGGGCUCAUGGUUGGAGAUAGGCUCCACUAUCAGUCACUUUGUCAUUGCCAGUGUACUCUGUAUCUUUGUGGCGGCAUUGGAAGGAGUCAGCGCCCUCUUCAUCGGCGACAUUGAGGUGGCGGGUCUGCAGGGAAGCCGUGACCAGAAACGGAACGAAACAGCGACGUCUGGCUCUGUCGUGGGAACGAUGGCCAACGGCAGAGCGUCGUCAGAAGACAAGUCGCAGUGA